Messenger RNA from Chlorocebus sabaeus (green monkey), 3060 nucleotides. RefSeq names its product pannexin 2 (gene PANX2). Gene Ontology annotation, cellular component: plasma membrane. The record is from RefSeq and is a predicted model, not a curated record. Lineage: Eukaryota; Metazoa; Chordata; Mammalia; Primates; Cercopithecidae. Gene Ontology annotation, biological process: monoatomic cation transport; cell-cell signaling; positive regulation of interleukin-1 production. Gene Ontology annotation, molecular function: wide pore channel activity.
CCCCGCCGGGCCCCGCCCCGCGCCCCCCGCCCCGCCCGCGCCCCCCUGCCGGGCCGCGCCCCCCGCCCCCCAUGCACCACCUCCUGGAGCAGUCGGCGGACAUGGCGACCGCGCUGCUGGCGGGAGAGAAGCUGCGGGAGCUGAUCCUGCCGGGCGCGCAGGACGACAAGGCGGGCGCGCUGGCCGCGCUGCUUCUGCAGCUGAAGCUGGAGCUGCCGUUCGACCGCGUGGUCACCAUCGGCACCGUGCUGGUGCCCAUCCUGCUGGUCACCCUGGUCUUCACCAAGAACUUCGCAGAGGAACCCAUUUACUGUUACACCCCGCACAACUUCACGCGCGACCAGGCGCUGUACGCCCGCGGCUACUGCUGGACGGAGCUGCGGGACGCGCUGCCCGGCGUGGACGCCAGCCUGUGGCCGUCGCUGUUUGAGCACAAGUUCCUGCCCUACGCGCUGCUGGCCUUCGCCGCCAUCAUGUACGUGCCCGCGCUAGGCUGGGAGUUCCUGGCCUCCACGCGCCUCACCUCCGAGCUCAACUUCCUGCUGCAGGAGAUCGACAACUGCUACCACCGGGCGGCCGAGGGCCGCGCGCCCAAGAUCGAGAAGCAGAUCCAGUCCAAGGGCCCGGGCAUCACGGAGCGCGAAAAGCGCGAGAUCAUCGAGAACGCGGAGAAGGAGAAGAGCCCGGAGCAGAACCUGUUCGAGAAGUACCUGGAGCGCCGCGGCCGCAGCAACUUCCUGGCCAAGCUGUACCUGGCGCGGCACGUGCUGAUCCUGCUGCUGAGCGCCGUGCCCAUCUCCUACCUGUGCACCUACUACGCCACGCAGAAGCAGAACGAGUUCACCUGCGCGCUGGGCGCGUCCCCGGACGGGGCGGCAGGUGCGGGGCCCGCGGUGCGCGUGAGCUGCAAGCUCCCGUCCGUGCAGCUGCAGCGCAUCAUCGCGGGUGUGGACAUCGUGCUGCUGUGCGUCAUGAACCUCAUCAUCCUCGUCAACCUCAUCCACCUCUUCAUCUUCCGCAAGAGCAACUUCAUCUUCGACAAGCUGCACAAAGUGGGCAUCAAGACGCGCCGGCAGUGGCGCCGCUCGCAGUUCUGCGACAUCAACAUCCUGGCCAUGUUCUGCAACGAGAACCGCGACCACAUCAAGUCGCUCAACCGGCUGGACUUCAUCACCAACGAGAGUGACCUCAUGUACGACAACGUGGUCCGGCAGCUGCUGGCGGCGCUGGCGCAGUCCAACCACGACGCCACCCCCACGGUGCGCGACUCGGGGGUGCAGACCGUGGACCCCAGCGCCAACCCCGCCGAGCCCGACGGCGCAGCCGAGCCGCCCGUGGUCAAGCGGCCGCGCAAGAAGAUGAAGUGGAUCCCCACCAGCAACCCGCUGCCGCAGCCCUUCAAGGAGCCGCUGGCCAUCAUGCGCGUGGAGAACAGCAAGGCGGAGAAACCGAAGCCCGCGCGCAGGAAGACGGCCACGGACACGCUGAUAGCGCCGCUGCUGGACCGCUCCGCCCACCACUACAAGGGCGGAGGCGGCGACCCAGGCCCAGGCCCUGCCCCUGCGCCCGCCCCCGACAAGAAGCACGCGCGCCACUUCUCCCUGGACGUGCACCCCUACAUCCUCGGCACCAAGAAGGCCAAGCCCGAGGCGGUGCCCGCCGCCCUGCCCGCCUCCCGGAGCCAGGAGGGGGGCUUCCUGUCCCAGGCGGAGGACUGUGGGCUGGGCCUGGCCCCGGCGCCCACCAAAGAUGCUCCGCUCCCGGAGAAGGAAAUCCCAUACCCCGCAGAGCCAGCCCGGGCAGGGCUUCCCUCGGGGGGCCCGUUCCACGUCCGCUCACCUCCCGCCGCGCCUGCUGUGGCCCCUCUGACACCAGCCAGCCUGGGCAAGGCGGAGCCCCUCACCAUCCUGAGCCGAAACGCCACGCACCCGCUGCUACACAUCAACACGCUGUACGAGGCCCGGGAGGAGGAGGAAGGGGGCCCCCGCCUGCCGCAGGACGUGGGGGACCUCAUCGCCAUCCCUGCCCCGCAGCAGAUCCUCAUCGCCACCUUCGACGAGCCGAGAACGGUCGUGAGCACUGUGGAGUUUUGAGGGAUGGCACUGCCCAGGCCGUCAGAGCCCCUCCAGAGGCCUCCCGGCGGACGCCAGCCCUGCGUGGACGUGGCCUCUGCUUCCACCGCACUGCCCACAUCCCCAACCUCCGUCCGCAUGCCUGGGGCCCCCACCCCACCCGCUAGACAGGGGAACCCGCCCCGACGGCAUCGCCACGCACUGGCUGGGGCGGGAAAAGGUGGCCCUGUGGAGCCGGUGGCCAGGAAGGCUGAGGCCGGCCUCCCAUGCUCCUGCAUCAGGCGCCCAGCCGUGGGUGGGGGCCUCCAGAUGAAGAGUUUAUUUUUGUAGUCCGUUCCGUCCUGGCCCCGGGCUGUGGCGGGACAGCCCAGCUCCCCCAGCUCAGAGCCAGGGAAGAGGAAGGUGGAGCCAGUCCCACCAGUGGGGUGGCCACGCCCAUGGGGUCACGUGCUCAGGGGUCACCCCCUGCAGGGACCUGAUGCCCUCGGGUGGGAGGGACCGAGGUCCACCCUCGGGUCAAAGAUCAACAUGCACUUUCUCCUUGUCGCCUGACAUACAUUUUAUUUUACUAAGACUGCUGUACUGAACAAGCAUAUUUAUCAUCAGGAGACUUAGGAUGGGUUUAAAGCAGGAUGGUGUGUGUGUGAACGGGCAUGAGCAGAGGUGGGCGUGAGCAAGCGGGUGUGUGUGUACGAGUCUGCACGUGUGUGCAUGUGCACAGAGGGUGUGGUGCCAGCUUGGGUGGGAUUGUGUGUGAGCAGGCGGGUGAGUGAUCGAGUACAUGCUGGUGCGUGGCCCAUGUAUGAGGAGGGAAGCAGCCCAACGCAAUAACCACGUCCCCCACCCGGGCCCCCUGCCGUGGCUGAGGCCACACGGCUUCCUGUGGGAGCCCCGGCUGGUCCCACCCCGAAUACCUCAGCCGUGGAGGCCAUGUGAUGCAGAAUUAACAAGGUAGCACCGAGCAUAUCAAUAAAUAUUAUUCUGAUAA